Gossypium raimondii (Peruvian cotton) is the source of this 935-nucleotide messenger RNA. Its product is annotated as late embryogenesis abundant protein At1g64065. The transcript is spliced from 2 exons. The record is from RefSeq and is a predicted model, not a curated record. NCBI's taxonomy places the organism in Eukaryota, Viridiplantae, Streptophyta, Magnoliopsida, Malvales, Malvaceae. The coding region runs from base 134 to 832 and encodes 232 amino acids.
AACAAAAGAAAAACCUCAAUAUCCAAAAUCCAAAGCCAAUCUCAAAAAACCCAACAAAAAGGAAAAAACUAACAAAUCUCAAUAUUCUCAACCCUUUUUCCUUGUGGAAGAGUAGAAAAAAAAAAUAAACACCAUGCAAGAAGACCUUCAAGCCAAGUCACUGGAACCUAUUGAAGAUUGUCCAAGAAGUGAUAUGAUGUUUGGGUGGAUAGAACCCAAACAAGAUAAAAACAGCAGCAAGUGUCUUGUUUACAUUCUUGCUAUUAUGGUCAUCCAAGGAUCCAUCCUCUUGGUUUUAGCCAACAUUUUUUUACGUGCCCGAACGCCUGAUUUCGAGAUCGGCUCCGUCAAAGUUAGAAACCUCAAGUAUGGUAAUUCAUCGGCUCCAUCUUUUAACUUCACACUCGUGACCCAAGUCACCGUUGAGAACACCAAUUUCGGAGAGUUCAGGUUUGACAAAAGUACGGGGACUGUAUGGUGUGGGUCUGAAGUUGUGGGGCUAAUGAAAAUACCUAAAGGGAUAGCUCAAGCUAGGGCAACUGAGAAGAUGAAGGUUUCUAUAAAUUGGUGGCGGGGCAUGAAGCUCCGAUCACUGGCGGAACCAUCGUUUUUGGGCCCAGCAGCCAACUUCUCUUAUCCUCAUGCAAACAACCAAUCUGCUGCUUUCACGGUUUCACCCUCAUGCAAACCCAUGCACCGUGCACCAUUCCUUUAUAUAAAUCCCAGCAGGAGGCAACAUAAUAUCAACACAGUCCGCUUCCUUCUUGUCUUCUCGGUGGCUGCUUGUAUUUUUGCAGCUAAAGCAUCCACAUUUGAUGCAGAUACACGUUGAUUGAUGGAUGAAAUCCAUGUAUACAAUUGUUGAAUCAUCCUACCUUGAAACAAUCUGCUUAUGAUGGGUGAAGAGAAAAAUAAAAUAACGAUUGCUUGAUUUU